Molecule: messenger RNA, 3681 nt
Organism: Xyrauchen texanus (razorback sucker)
Lineage: Eukaryota; Metazoa; Chordata; Actinopteri; Cypriniformes; Catostomidae
Gene: gpr39
Product: G protein-coupled receptor 39
Exons: 3
Coding region: 229-1503 (424 amino acids)
Biological process (GO): G protein-coupled receptor signaling pathway
Cellular component (GO): membrane
Molecular function (GO): G protein-coupled receptor activity
Source: RefSeq, a predicted model, not a curated record
AACACUCACACGCCCUCCGCUUACAUUUGUUAAAUUCUAAUCAUUAACUCUGGAGCUUUCAAACACAACUGGAAUUCUGCUGAAGGAGGAUGAACUGAAGUGUACGUUUCACUAAACCAUCAUACGAACGGAUCAACAAUGUGUUGGAGUACAUCGGGACGGUUUUAGUGAGAUAAACAGGACUAAAGUCAAUCCGUCAGAGGGUCAAAGGUCAAACAGAGAGACAUCAUGGAGGAGAAUGAGGAAGUGGACAGAGAUUGGAAAAAACUGGAGCCGAAUGGCCAUGUGAAGAUCUUCCUCACGGUGCUGUACAGUCUCAUCCUUGUCCUCGGCAUCGUGGGAAACAGCGUCACCAUUCACGUGGCGCAGGUGCUGCAGCGAAACGGAUACCUUCAGAAAAAUGUGACCGAUCACAUGGUCAGUCUGGCCUGCUCUGAUUUGCUGGUGCUGUUGAUCGGGAUGCCCGUGGAACUCUACAGCGCGAUCUGGUACCCAUUUUCGUCCUCGUCUGGCAACGCUUCCUGCAAGAUCUACAACUUCCUGUUUGAGGCGUGCAGCUACGCCACCAUCCUGAAUGUCGCCACAUUGAGUUUUGAGCGUUACCUCGCCAUCUGCCACCCGUUUCGCUACAAAGUCAUCGGCGGCAGUCGUACAACGAAGCUCCUGCUCUGCGCGUGGCUCUGCUCAGCGCUCGUCGCUUUACCGCUGCUGAUCACGACGGGAAUGGAAGGACACAUACCUGAGGGCCGCAGCACACCUUUGCAUAAUCUGACAUUCUGCACAAACCUGAGCAGACAUUGGGUGAUGUAUCAGUCCAGCAUCUUCACGGCUUUCAUUCUGUAUCUUCUGGUGUUGUGUGGCGUGGCCUUCAUGUGCAGAGGGAUGAUUGUUGUACUGCGGAAACCAAUGGGCCCCAGUGAAUCCAGCGCAAAUACAGAAGGACACAGCGUUCCCAAACACGAGAGCAGCCGACUGAAAGCAUCACGUAAACAGACCAUCCUCUUCUUGGUGUUGAUCGUGUGUUCCCUGCUUGUGUGCUGGAUGCCCAACCAGAUCCGGCGUUUGAUGACGGCAUCAGUGCCCAAGUCAGCAUGGACGGUGAGUUACCUGAGCAGCUACGUGAAGCUCCACCCGGUGGCCGACACGUUCUUCUACCUGAGUUCUGUGUUAAACCCGCUGCUGUAUAACCUCUCAUCGAGACAGUUCCGUUCGGCGUUCUGGCAGAUGCUCACGUGUCGUCUGUCGCUCGAGCACAUCAACAGAAGAACGCUUGAAAACAGUCUCGCUUCAAAGAGCUCCAGUCACACGUUACGGCCGCUGCUGCGCAGGUCAAUGAACCGCAUGCGAGGAAAAACUAGUGAGAGAUCAAACCAUCCAUCAUCAGAGAGCCAAACUGCUGUGGCCCUCACCGAGCGACCGUCGACCACAGAGACACCCUCUACUCCAGCGCUGGAGGAGUCAACAACAACAACAACAACACCACUGCAAACAAACACCGUGUGAAUAACAUCAUACUGUAUAACAGCAUACUGAAUAACAUCAUACUGUAUAACAUCAUACUGAAUAACAGCAUACUGAAUAACAGCAGGACAACAUUUAUGGGAUUUCUAAAACCCUUCAUACACAAUCUAUGUUUAAACACUGACCCUUAACACUUACUUAGUUUAAUCAUUUAAACCAUGACUUUAACUAUACAUACGUAAUAUUUACAUUAUAUUCAUGAUGUUAGUCAGAGGGGAACUGGCCCCCACAGUGAGUCUGGUUUAGGGUUAGGGUGGGGUUAGUCAGAAGGGAACUGGCCCCCACAGUGAGUCUGGUUUAGGGUUAGGGUGGGGUUAGUCAGAGGGGAACUGGCCCCCACAGUGAGUCUGGUUUAGGGUUAGGGUGGGGUUAGUCAGAGGGGAACUGGCCCCCACAGUGAGUCUGGUUUAGGGUUAGGGUGGGGUUAGUCAGAUGGGAACUGACCCCCCACAGUGAGUCUGGUUUAGGGUUAGGGUGGGGUUAGUCAGAGGUGUACUGGCCCCCACAGUGAGUCUGGUUUAGGGUUAGGGUGGGGUUAGUCAGAGGGGAACUGGCCCCCACAGUGAGUCUGGUUUAGGGUUAGGGUGGGGUUAGUCAGAGGGGAACUGGCCCCCACAGUGAGCCUGUUUAGGGUUAGGGUGGGGUUAGUCAGAAGGGAACUGGCCCCCACAGUGAGUCUGGUUUAGGGUUAGGGUGGGGUUAGUCAGAGGGGAACUGGCCCCCACAGUGAGUCUGGUUUAGGGUUAGGGUGGGGUUAGUCAGAGGGGAACUGGCCCCAACAGUGAGUCUGGUUUAGGGUUAGGGUGGGGUUAGUCAGAAGGGAACUGGCCCCCACAGCUAGUCUGGUUUCUCCCAAGGUUAUUUUUCUCCAUUAAUCAACAUCUGGAGUUUUGUGUUCCUUGAGUCGUCUUCAGCUGCUCACUGGGGUUAUUAAUACAAUUAUUAUUUAAUUAUUUUUAUACACACUUCAUAUUCAUAUUUAAUCAAACUACACAAUGAUGACUCAAAGACUUUAUAUAUAUUAGUUUUAUCUUCAGUAAAGCUGCUGUGAAACGAUUAAUAAAUAAAAAUGACUUAUUGAGAAUCUGAAGCUUCUGUGGGGAUCCAGUGCAAUCAGGACAUUUAAGGUAAAGAGUUUCUGGAAAAUACAAGAACUUUCCUGCCAGACUUCAAACUUCCCUUGUGUGGUAUUUUAUGUCACUGAAUGAAUGUUACAUUAUAAAGUGCUUUACAGUGAACAUCCACCUGUUUGAUUGACAGCAGCUGUAGUGCACCAGUACACACACCAGAUACUGGGGAGAGGAGAGAGAUGCACACAAAAAUGGAGGUCAUGAUUAAUUUAGGGUCAAUGUGGGGAAUUAUAUUCUGAAGUUAACUAUAAAGUGACGGGCAGGAAUGAUCUGCUCUUAUAGUAUAUAUAAUGAUAUUAUCAGAAUGGUACAGCGGGGUUAAAGGCACAUUGUGUCCUGCAACACACACUCCCGCAGCACCUUCUGAAAUAUUCCUGAUGCACGACAUCACUGUAAUGUCUAAAGUUAGAUUUUUUAAAAUGUUGCAAAUUGUGUUUCUAAUGAGAAUCCUUGAAAUGAUCACAUGUAUUAAUGAACAGGAAGUGAUGCACCCUUUCCUGAAGUGCUUAUUUUGAGUAUAAUGUUGAUCUUGCGGUCUCAAUGCGUUUGCAAGUUGCCCCGAAAUCUAAAGGAUAACUUUUACCCCAAAGUACAGGGCAAAAGCCCCUUCACCGCCUAAAACAUGAGCUUUGAUCUAAACUACCUUCCAUUAUAUGUUUGUCCAGAUAUUCUGUUGCUCCAUUAAUAUUCAAUAAAAAGACAUUUGUUCAAUCUUGAUAUACAUUGUCAUUAGCCCUGUUGUACGCUAUACGUUCAUAUGGCGUUAUAAGUGUUCCCUCAUGUACUUCCGCUCAUGUGUCCAUCUUAUUCAUCACAGGAACACCAUUGAAGAACUGAAACAAGGUAACAAGACAAGAAGCCACUUAACGCUCCUCGAGUAUGUCCUGAAAGUAACAGGAGUCGUUCACUCGUGCGUGAUGUGCAGGUGUGUGUUGCAGUAGUCCGCUAUAGAUACUCAUGAGAUUCUAUAUGCAGUCAAAAUAACAAUAUUUUUCUCCCUAAAAUGAUUUGAGGAUGAGGGAGCAGAAGU